Nicotiana tabacum (common tobacco) is the source of this 732-nucleotide messenger RNA. The record is from RefSeq and is a predicted model, not a curated record. NCBI's taxonomy places the organism in Eukaryota, Viridiplantae, Streptophyta, Magnoliopsida, Solanales, Solanaceae.
AUGUCUUUAGCUAAUGUAUUGAUUGAUGCCUAUCGUAGUCUUGUGGAGGAUAAGGAUGCCUUGAUCUUAGAACUAGGGGAAGCUGAACAAACCAGAGAUGAUCUGGUAGUGUGUGUAGUGGAUCUGAAGGAAACCAUUUGUGAGUUGGAGAAAGAAAAGGAUGUGUUAACCAAAAAGAUUGCCAACAUAGAACAUGAAAGAGAUGACUUAGUGGUGGUAGUUGUUGACCAUAAGGAAACUAUUGAGAACUUCAGUAGAGAAAAGGAGGCCCAAGUGAAAAGAGUGACUGAAAUUGAGGAAGAAAGAGAUGAUCUCUUGGUAGUAGUUACAGACCUGAGGGAAACAAUAGAGGGAAUAGGAACUGAGUCUAAUCCUGAAAAUACUGGAAAAGGAAAAGAGGGAAUAGGGUUCCAAAGGGAGAAAACCCCUUACAACCUACAUAGCAAGUAUGUGACUGUACCAGAAAACUGGUUGUGUACCCACCCUGGGAACAAUGGACAUUUCAAGGAAAACUACCAAGCCAGGGUCCAGUCCAUCCAGAAAAACAAAGUAUUUGCUGAAAAUGUAACUACUAAAAAGGGACCAGGUUAUCUUGUGGACAAGAAAAGGACUUAUGGAAUGGCUCACUUCCUAGGUUCAUGUCUCAUUUCUUGGGGCACAAGAAAGCAAAACUUAGUGGCUCUUUCAACAGCUGAAGCAGAAUAUGUAGCUGCAGUAUCCUGCUGUGCUUAA